AAGCUUCUGCAUUUUCUAUAGAGCCUUUCAAACCCGAACGUCUGUCAUAAUGAGCAGUGCAACAUGGCGCAGUGUCUUCACGUACAACAAGUACGCUCAAAUCACCGCACGAGCUGUCCGACAGUCGUUGAAGGAAACUGAGCGUCUCCAAGCGGAGAGACGAGGUGUUACUGCUCUGAGAUAUCAGAAAUGGGAAAAUGGUACUGGUGGAACGCAGGUAUUGUUGAACCCCGAGGAAGCCAAGGCUCCUCAAAAGAGUGCAGCGGUCUAGGAGUUGUCGUCAACCAUGGAAAAUAUCACACCGGAGUAAUCCAGGAUGCUUUGUCUCUGCACACGUAGCAAUUCAAAUAGAUGCGCUGACGCUCAUGAACGUCCAUACCCAUUGAGAAACCAAUUUACCGCUUGUACAUG
This is a messenger RNA of Serpula lacrymans var. lacrymans S7.9, 411 nucleotides long. RefSeq lists its product as uncharacterized. Bases 50 to 271 code for a protein of 73 amino acids. Gene Ontology annotation, biological process: proton motive force-driven mitochondrial ATP synthesis. Gene Ontology annotation, molecular function: proton-transporting ATP synthase activity, rotational mechanism. Gene Ontology annotation, cellular component: mitochondrial inner membrane. The record is from RefSeq and is a predicted model, not a curated record. The transcript is spliced from 3 exons. NCBI's taxonomy places the organism in Eukaryota, Fungi, Basidiomycota, Agaricomycetes, Boletales, Serpulaceae.